UUUUAUCGCAACACAGGGCCCGAAGGAAAGCACGAACAAGGACUUUUGGAGGAUGGUGUGGGAGAACAAUAUCCACAUUAUCGUCAUGUUAACUCAAUGUACACAGAACUCCAAGGAAAAAUGUAGCAAGUACUGGCCUAACGUAACUGAAGAUCCCUUAGAGUACCCAGUGGAGCAGCUCUCCGUCAAAACCUUGGAAGAGACUCCCGACCUGCCAGGAGGAUACAUCACUCGCAAAAUGAUUCUCUGUAAGACCGGAAAUCGGUUAAGGGAUAUAAAACACUUCCAAUACAUCGCCUGGCCGGACAUGGGGUGCCCCAGCACUCCAGAUCAGCUGCUGAAUUUUGUCAAGGUUAUCAAGAGUGCAUCAUCUUCUAAAUCCUCAACCAUAUUGGUCCACUGCAGGUAAGAUAGCUGAGGUGGCAAUGCAAUAUUGUAGUCACCUCUUGGUAGAAAUAAA
Homarus americanus (American lobster) is the source of this 460-nucleotide messenger RNA. RefSeq names its product tyrosine-protein phosphatase 9-like. Gene Ontology annotation, biological process: protein dephosphorylation. The transcript has 3 exons. Bases 53 to 409 code for a protein of 118 amino acids. Gene Ontology annotation, molecular function: protein tyrosine phosphatase activity. The record is from RefSeq and is a predicted model, not a curated record. NCBI's taxonomy places the organism in Eukaryota, Metazoa, Arthropoda, Malacostraca, Decapoda, Nephropidae.